Molecule: messenger RNA, 1747 nt
Organism: Anastrepha obliqua
Lineage: Eukaryota; Metazoa; Arthropoda; Insecta; Diptera; Tephritidae
Product: putative serine protease K12H4.7
Exons: 9
Coding region: 128-1675 (515 amino acids)
Biological process (GO): proteolysis
Molecular function (GO): serine-type exopeptidase activity; dipeptidyl-peptidase activity
Source: RefSeq, a predicted model, not a curated record
UUCAUGUGCGAACAUUUCUUUUGUGGAGAUUAUUUUGAAAUUUCACAAAAUUCUAUAGACGAAGUUACACAUAUGCAAACAUAUACACAUGUGACGUGAGGAAUUUGUUUGCCUGUAGCCUAUAGAAAUGGCACCGGCCAUGCCUGGUGAUUUAUCUACACUUUCGAUUUAUAAAAUACGUUUGACUGCAGUUUUCUUAUUGAUGUUUGUUUUUGAUAAUUUUGAUAACACAACGGCAUUCCGUAAUGGUCAUCGCACUAUUAGUGAACCGAACGCAUAUCAUUCGCCAUACAAUGCGCUAGAACGGAGAGAGAAUUGGUUCGCGCAAAAACUUGAUCAUUUUGAUAAGGAACAUCGGAAUGUGACUUGGAAACAGCGAUAUUUUAUGAAUGAUAAGUUUUAUCGGAAUGGUAGCGAUGCACCUAUUUUUCUUACGAUUGGUGGUGAACUUCCAAUAUCGUCACGUUGGGUAGCAACCGGCGCUUGGAUUCGAUUUGCGGAGCACUUUGGAGCGUUGUGUUUUCACUUGGAGCAUCGAUUUUAUGGAAAAAGCCGUCCAAAAAGUGAUCUUUCAUUUGAAAAUUUGAAAUUUCUUUCCUCGAAACAAGCACUUGCUGAUGUGGCCAAUUUCAUUCAAAGCAUGAACAGCAAAUACCAGUUUAAUACGAAACAGAAAUGGAUUGCUUUUGGUGGCUCUUACCCGGGUGCUUUGGCUGCCUGGGCGCGCGAAAAAUACCCGCACUUAAUACACGGCGCCAUCAGUUCAAGUGCCCCGCUUUUGGCGAAAGUGGAUUUUUCUGAGUUUUUUGAGGUAGUUAAAGCGUCUUUGAAAACACAUUCCACGAACUGUUUGGAGGUUAUCGGGCAGGCCAUUUUUGAGAUGGAAACUCUCACCCGUCACGAGAGUGGCCAGCGUAAUUUGGAUGAAAAGUUUAACACAUGUACGCCACUUAAGGAUUCGGUUGAAAAUCCUUUGGAUAUGUCGAAUUUCUUUCAAAUAUUGGCCGAUAACAUAGCUAGCGUGGUGCAGUUCAAUAAGAACAACCGACUCGAUGUCGGUUCCUCCAUCGAUGAUAUUUGCAAUGUGAUGGUAAAUACAACAAUUGGAUCCCCGGUUUCACGCUUGGGCAUGGUCAAUGGCAUGCUUUUGAAGGAGUCAAAAGAAAAGUGCUUCGAUUAUAAAUACGACAAAAUGGUUGCUGAAAUGAGGAAAACCUCCUGGUUUGCUAAAGCAGGCAACGGUAGGCGACAAUGGACCUAUCAGACAUGCAAUGAAUUUGGUUUCUACCAAACAUCAAAUAAUAAGAAUGACACUUUCGGUGACAGAUUUAAAGUUGACUUUUUCAUAAAGCAAUGCAUGGAUAUUUACUCAGAGAGCAUGGACGCAAAAUUCUUGGAGCAGGUUGUUUCACAGACGAAUGCGUACUAUGGAGCUCUGCAUCCGAACACAACCAAUGUGCUCUACGUGCAUGGUUCCAUUGAUCCAUGGCAUGCGCUCGGUUUGACCACAUCUAAGAAUCCAGAAUUGCCCACUAUUUACAUUGAAGGUACUGCACACUGCGCCGAUAUGUACGAACCGGCUAAAACCGAUCCACCACAAUUGGUGGAGGCACGUAAUAAAAUAAUUAAAUAUCUUGCGGAAUUGUUGGACAAUUUUGAAAAGGAAAGAAUUUAAAUAGAUAUGAAUAUACAUACAAACAUUUACAUAUAUAUUUUUAAAUUACAAUAAAACCUAAAGAUAAUUGAA